UUCCACUUUCAUUCUUCCCUCCCCAAACGACCGUUAUCCACAACACACGUGGCCUUUCCUCAACUCAGUUCCCUCCUCCUCCUCCUUCUUCUUCUUCCUUCUUCCACCAGCGAACCACCACAACAAACUCGAUUCAGUUCAACCCAACGAUGCGUAACCGUUUUCUGAGCUUCUGAAACCGCCGCGAACGCACCGAUUCAAUGACCCUCUUGCUCUCACCCCCUUCUGCUCUCACCUUCACCAAACUCUUCUUCCCGAGCUCGAACUCCACAACCCAAUGGAGGUUCCAGUUCCGAUUCCAAGCCCGCGCGAAGACCAAGGAGCUCGUCCUCGGAAACCCCUCGGUCACCGUCGAGAAAGGAAAGUACACCUACGACGUCGAAACCCUAAUCAACAAGCUCAGCAGCCUCCCGCCACGUGGCAGCAUCGCCCGGUGUCUCGACUCCUUCAAGAGCAAGCUCUCCCUCAACGACUUCGCCGUCGUGUUUAAGGAGUUCGCGCAGCGCGGUGAUUGGCAGCGCUCGCUCCGGUUGUUCAAGUAUAUGCAGAGGCAGAUAUGGUGCAAGCCUAAUGAGCAUAUAUACACUAUCAUGAUGACGCUUUUGGGGAGGGAAGGGUUGUUGGAUAAGUGCCGCGAGGUGUUCGAUGAAAUGCCUAGCCAAGGGGUUCCGCGCAGCGUGUUUGCUUACACCGCGAUUAUCAAUGCAUAUGGCCGGAAUGGUCAGUUUAACGCGUCGCUUGAGCUUCUUGAUAGGAUGAAGAAGGAGAGGGUUUCACCGAGUAUUUUGACUUAUAACACUGUGAUUAAUGCUUGUGCUAGGGGUGGGUUGGAUUGGGAAGGGUUGUUGGGGUUGUUUGCUGAGAUGAGGCAUGAAGGGAUACAGCCUGAUGUGGUAACUUAUAACACGUUGCUCAGCGCGUGUGCUCAUAGGGGGUUAGGCGAUGAAGCUGAAAUGGUGUUUAGGACCAUGAAUGAAGGUGGGGUUGUUCCUGAUAUUAAUACUUAUAGUUAUCUUGUUCACACGUUUGGUAAGUUGAAUAGACUUGAGAAGGUUUCGGAGCUUCUUAGGGGAAUGGAGUCAGGGGGUAGUUUGCCGGAUGUUAGCUCUUAUAAUGUGCUGUUGGAAGCUUAUGCGGGUUUAGGGUCCAUCAAAGAGGCGAUUGGCGUGUUUCGGCAGAUGCAGGCGGCGGGGUGUGUGCCGAAUGCAGCCACGUAUAGUAUUCUGUUGAAUUUGCAUGGGAAGCAUGGGAGGUAUGAUGAUGUUCGCGAUCUUUUUCUUGAAAUGAAGGUGAGCAACACUGACCCUAAUGCCGGUACUUAUAACAUUCUCAUACAGGUCUUUGGGGAAGGUGGAUACUUUAAGGAGGUGGUCACUUUAUUUCAUGACAUGGUGGAAGAAAACAUUGAGCCAAACAUGGAGACUUAUGAGGGUUUGAUAUUUGCUUGUGGGAAGGGAGGGCUGUAUGAAGAUGCCAAGAAAAUUUUACUCCACAUGAAUGAGAAGGGAAUAGUGCCAAGUUCCAAGGCUUAUACUGGGGUAAUUGAAGCAUAUGGGCAGGCUUCACUGUAUGAAGAGGCUCUAGUUGCGUUUAACACUAUGUUUGAAGUGGGAAGCGACCCGACAGUUGAGACCUACAAUUCACUCGUUCAUGCAUUUGCAAGGGGGGGAUUAUACAAAGAAAUGGAAGCAAUUUUAUUCCGGAUGGGCGAGUCUGAUUUACAACGGGAUGUGCAUUCAUUCAAUGGUGUGAUUGAAGCUUAUAGGCAAGGAGGUCGGUAUGAAGAGGCUGUAAAAACUUAUGUUGAGAUGGGAAACUCAAACUGUGAUCCUAAUGAGCUGACGCUUGAAGCAGCAUUGAGCGUAUACUGCUCUGCAGGUCUUGUUGAUGAGAGUGAGGAUCAGUUCCAAGAAAUUAAAGCUUCAGGGAUACUGCCUAGUGUUAUGUGCUACUGCAUGAUGCUGGCUCUUUAUGCAAAGAGUGAUAGGUCGAAUGAUGCCUAUAAUCUAAUUGAUGAGAUGAUCACGAUAAGGGUGUCAGAUAUUCAUCAAGUGAUAGGGCAAAUGAUCAAGGGAGAUUUUGAUGAUGAGUCUAAUUGGCAGAUUGUGGAGUAUGUCUUUGACAAACUCAAUUCUGAAGGAUGUGGAUAUGGAAUGAGAUUCUACAAUGCACUGUUAGAAGCUCUUUGGUGGAUGUACCAGAGAGAAAGGGCUGCAAGAGUUCUCAAUGAAGCAUUAAAGAGAGGGCUUUUCCCAGAACUUUUUCGUAAAAAUAAACUUGUGUGGUCUGUGGAUGUCCACAGGAUGUCGGAAGGUGGUGCAUUAACCGCGCUAUCAAUUUGGCUGAACAAUAUGCAGGAGAUGUUCAUGACUGGCGAGGAUCUUCCUGAGCUUGCAUCAGUUGUUGUGGUUCGGGGUGAAAUGGAGAAAAGCGCAAAUACCCAAGAUUUCCCUAUCGCAAAGGCUGCCUUUACAUUCCUGCAGGAUAAUCUCUCAUCCUCCUUCACUUUUCCUGGAUGGAACAAAGGUCGCAUUGUUUGUCAGCAGUCACAACUAAGGCGAAUGCUUUCGGGCACAGGAUCAUCUUCAAGUUCGAAAAAAAUGGAUCCAUUAGUAUCUUUAAGUAAUACCACUUUGACUGAUGCAGGAGCUAUGUCAUCUAAAUCUGAUGUGCAAAGUGGUAAAGCUAAUGAUGUUGAUUCUAGAACCGAUAGAACAAGAACAGAGCUUCUAACUAGUUCAGUUUAGAUUAGAGCAAUAUAGGAAAUCUUAUUCUUCACUUCCCUAUGCCCUGUUUUGGUUGAUUUGAAAUUAAGAUUAGGGCACUGUACUAUUUGUUAGACUAAUAAUGUUCAAAGUGGGCUGGCAUUCUGGUCUCCAAAAUUUUGGUAAAUAUGUUCUCAAGGUAUCUGAAGAAAGCUCAAUUGGCCAUUGGCACCAAUGUUUACCUGUGCAUUUGAUUCCUGAUUCUGCAUAGGAUACACCAUAAAAACAAUAAACAUGUUUCUUUUGAUCUUUA
Molecule: messenger RNA, 3018 nt
Organism: Lotus japonicus
Lineage: Eukaryota; Viridiplantae; Streptophyta; Magnoliopsida; Fabales; Fabaceae
Product: pentatricopeptide repeat-containing protein At1g74850, chloroplastic
Exons: 4
Coding region: 201-2747 (848 amino acids)
Molecular function (GO): protein binding
Source: RefSeq, a predicted model, not a curated record